Molecule: messenger RNA, 1767 nt
Organism: Orussus abietinus
Lineage: Eukaryota; Metazoa; Arthropoda; Insecta; Hymenoptera; Orussidae
Gene: prel
Product: PRELI domain-containing protein 1, mitochondrial
Exons: 5
Coding region: 355-1074 (239 amino acids)
Biological process (GO): phospholipid transport
Cellular component (GO): mitochondrial intermembrane space
Molecular function (GO): phosphatidic acid transfer activity
Source: RefSeq, a predicted model, not a curated record
UUCUUUUUGCUAUAUUUCUCCUUUUGCGAAGAAAUGUUUAUUAUCGUUGAGUCUCUCGGCGGGUGUUACAAGGCACUCUAACUUGCUUUGUAGUUAAAUUGCUAGGUUUUCGAUCUUUUCCAUUCCGCUGGAUUUCAUAUUCAAUUUAAAGGAACUUGUUACCUGCCGCGACAUGAACAUGCACAACUGGACAGUUUAAGGUUACAAACAAAAUUAAUUCGCAGAUGUAUUUGGCAAUGACAUACCUUUUAAUAUUAUGUUUUAAAAUUCAAUGGACAUAGUCCCAUAACACACGCAUACCCAUUUCCCUUUCCGUGGCCUUUAGUUCCAAAGUGAUAUUUUAUUGGAGACAAAAUGGUAAAAUAUUAUGAAAAUAGCAUAAUCUUUCAAUUUAAUUGGGCUCAAGUGGCACAAGGAUUUUGGCAACGAUAUCCGAAUCCUAAUAGCUCCCACGUUCUUUCGGAAGACACAGUGUUUAGAGAGGUGAAGAAUGGAAAGUUGUAUUCCAAGAGGUUGCUAACUAAAACAAACAGAGUACCUAAAUGGGGUGAAAGAUUCAUCAGUAUGAAUGUAGUAAAAGUAGUUGAGGAAAGCAUUGUUGAUCCCAAAGAGAAAAUGUUGACAACUUACACACGAAAUCUGGGAUAUACUAAAGUCAUGAGUGUAGUGGAAAAGGUAGUGUAUAAGGUAUCGGAAGACAAUCCAGAAUGGACAGUAGCCAAUAGAUCGGCAUGGAUCGAUAGUCAAGUAUUUGGCUUUAGCCGUGCAAUUCAAGCCUUUGGACUGGACAGAUUCAAGAAGAACUGUGCCAAAAUGUCGGGUGGCUUCAAUUAUGUUCUUAGUCAUAUGUUCCCACAUAGUGCACAGUUUAUGAAUCCCACUCUUGCUCAAAUGGGUUUCACAGAUCGGCUGGCAAAUCCACCUAUGAUGAAAUUCAGUCAUGCAGCAGAAGAUUUACAGCAUUCAUUGCACGAUAAAGCCGAAAAAAUGAAAGACGCUGCUAAGAAGGCUACCGACUUAGCAAAGCAAAAAGCUAGUCCAGUAUAUGCAGCAUGUCAACCUAAUCAAUCGUAAAAUCUGUUUGGUAAAUCACACGUUCAUGGAGUACAUAAUCAUACCAUGUCAGCUAACAGUGAUUAUGAUAAAUCUUACUAAAUCGCUGGUCCGGGUUACAAUUAAUGUUUUUAACAUUAGAUAAAUUGACAUACUACAGUGCAAUUCGGAUAUAUGACAUGAAUUUUUUUUUUUAGCCAAUCAACAUUAGAAUGUACCGAGUAAUUGCUGACGUUCACUCUUUGUUUAGCAAUUCCUUGCUUCAUUACGAUGAAUUUAUUAAUUCUCUAAAUAUAAAAGACAUAAUUAAUGUUUAAUAAGAAAUAACGUCAACAACUUUGAUAAAAUAUCCAUUCAUAAUACAUACGCAAAGCCUGUAAUUGAAAUAAUUUCAGCUCAUAUUCACACUUCUUUUCUAACACAUUUGUAAAUUCUUUUUACCUUAAACAAGUUUUACUACGGAUACAAAAAUAAUAAUGAAUACCUAAAGAAAGAAAAUAACAACUGGCCCAGAGAUACUGUGUCCUCACGAUGCAAGGAAUAUUUCUAUGGCAGAUAAUGUAAUUCAAGGUGAACAUAGAUUGUUACCGAUUAUAAGACAGGUUUCAUCAAUUGGCCGUGAAGUGAUUUCCGGAUGAUCAUUCCCUAAAACUGCCAAUUAUCUGAUAAUGGGAGAAAUAGAAGCAUACAAUUAAAGGUAUAACUUUUAAUGAA